Thermochaetoides thermophila DSM 1495 is the source of this 2136-nucleotide messenger RNA. RefSeq names its product tryptophanyl-tRNA synthetase-like protein. Bases 1 to 2136 code for a protein of 711 amino acids. Gene Ontology annotation, cellular component: mitochondrial matrix; ribosome; mitochondrion. Gene Ontology annotation, biological process: translation; mitochondrial tryptophanyl-tRNA aminoacylation. NCBI's taxonomy places the organism in Eukaryota, Fungi, Ascomycota, Sordariomycetes, Sordariales, Chaetomiaceae. Gene Ontology annotation, molecular function: structural constituent of ribosome; ATP binding; tryptophan-tRNA ligase activity. The record is from RefSeq and is a predicted model, not a curated record. The transcript is spliced from 7 exons.
AUGGCCAACCCUCGCGCCAAAAUCUCGGCUGAAGGCUUCGACGACAAGCCGUUCACGCAACAUCCCAGGUUGUCAAGGGGCAAACAAGAUGAAUGCGCAGCGGUUAAUAAGGCCAUUGGGGCCCUUUUUCCAAGGGCAAUUGCCCCUCGCGGCAUCCCGGUUGUCGGCGAUGCCCAUUGCUCGGGCUUCGACACAGCUCCGUGCCACGGCUGCCAUGCCCAGUUGUCCUGUCACAAUAAGGGCGAUGAGGUUAGCCAGCCCCGCCGACGUCCUUUGAACCAUGAAGUCCUCCGAAAGCCAAGCAAAUGCUUACCAGUUACCUACAGCAGCGUUGCCUCGCCCCCGCCAUCCGCCGUCGCUACCAAUGAGCCGCCUAAGACACCCGCCGGGCAGAAGAAAGGAGAAGAAGAUGAGGGCAUCGACCGUAUGCCCCGCUCGAUCGAGGCCUUCUGGCUGAAGCCCCUACGGCGCGAGGUUGAGUACGGAGUGCCCAUGUGCGACCUGCAACUGCGCUCUUAUUCGGCGCGUAAUCUCGAGUUCUUCUGCGACUUCGCCCUUCGUGCCGCAUACUACCUCGGUCUGCCAGCUUUCGGUCCCGUUCCUUUGCCGCGCAAGAUCCAACGCUGGACAGUGCCCCGCUCCGUCUUCGUCCACAAGAAGUCUCAGGAAAACUUCGAGCGCAUCACCCUCCGGCGCUUGAUUCAGAUUCGUGAUGGCCAUCCUGAGACAGUGCAGCUCUGGCUGGCGUUCCUGCAGAAGCAUGCAUACUACGGCGUUGGUAUGAAGGCGAACGUCUGGGAGUUUAGCAAGCUGGAUGUUGCCAAGGAGAUGGAUGCUGCUGUGCAGGAGACGGAGAAGCUGCUGGAGGACAAGUGGGAGCACCUCGGCUAUCUGCAACGGAAGCCCGAAUUCUCUCCGAAGGGCAAGGAGGUUGUCGAGAAGCUGCCAAAGCCGGAGGAGAUCGAGGAGUUCCUUGCGACAGAGAGGAGAAAGGUCUCCGCAGGUAGCAGAAGCGCUGGAAUUGAGGUUCAGGGCAAAGAGAGCAGAGGAGCUGUGAAGACAAAAGAUAAGUCAGAAAAACCUGAGAGAAAAGUCGUCUUCUCGGCCAUCCAGCCGACAGGUAUCCCACACCUUGGCAACUAUCUAGGAGCCUUGAGUCAGUGGAAGCGCCUGCAGGACGAGGCGAUCAAGGAUCCGAACAUCAAGUUGUACUUCUCUGUUGUCGAUCUCCAUGCCUUGACGGUGCCUGGUCCCAAGGAGGCCUUGGUCGCCUCUAAGAAGCAGACGCUGGCUGCUCUGCUUGCCAUUGGCCUUGACCCAGAACACUGUGCUUUGUUCUACCAGUCUCGUAUAAAACAAAUCGCCAAUCUGUAUUGGAUCUUGGGGUGCACUUCAUCUAUGGGUUACCUUUCUCGUAUGACACAGUGGAAGAGCAAGUUGAAGCUCGACGCAGACACAUCAUUGGAGGACUCAAGGGCUAAGGCUGCUCUCAAGCACGGCCUCUUCUCCUAUCCGAUUCUCCAGGCCGCUGAUAUCUUGAUCCACCGUGCUACCCACGUUCCUGUGGGCGACGACCAACGGCAGCAUCUCGAGUUUGCCAGAGAGUGCGUCACCAACUUCAACAGCACCUGGAAGACCAACUGCCUGGUUGCCCCUGAAACCGUGAUCGCUCCCACCAAGCGCAUCAUGUCCCUUACCAACCCCCGUGAGAAGAUGUCCAAGUCCGACCCGAAAGCCAGGUCCCGCAUCCACAUCACCGAUGCCCCAGAGGAAAUAGAAAAGAAGAUUAAGGGCGCGGUCACCGAUGCUCUGGGUAACAUCACCUACGACCCAGUCGAGCGGCCAGGAAUCGCCAACCUGCUCGAUAUAUUGUCUGCCUUUGAUAAGCAGGGGCGCACACCCGCGCAGCUGGCCGAGGAGUUCGCCGAUCAGCAGGCUCCCGAUCUCAAGGCAGCUGUGACGAAGGCUUUGAUUGAUGGGCUGGCCGAGAUCAGGGAUAGAUACCAGUUCUUCCAGGAAAAUGAGAAGGCGCUCAAAGACGCCGAAGAGACGGGUACAAUUCGGGCGAUCCGAAGUGCGGGGAAUACCAUGUCGAUGGUUGAGAAGGCUGUUGGUAUUUAUGACUUUUUCCAUUAA